Messenger RNA from Lontra canadensis (Northern American river otter), 811 nucleotides. It is a transcript of the gene GFER, whose product is annotated as growth factor, augmenter of liver regeneration. The record is from RefSeq and is a predicted model, not a curated record. NCBI's taxonomy places the organism in Eukaryota, Metazoa, Chordata, Mammalia, Carnivora, Mustelidae. Gene Ontology annotation, cellular component: mitochondrion. Bases 96 to 716 code for a protein of 206 amino acids. Gene Ontology annotation, biological process: liver development. Gene Ontology annotation, molecular function: flavin-dependent sulfhydryl oxidase activity; flavin adenine dinucleotide binding. The transcript is spliced from 3 exons.
GCCGCGCCCUGGCGGCGGCGCGCGCGCUGGCCUGGAGACCGACUUGGAGACCUAUCUGGAGGCCGAGCUGGCCCGGCAGGCAUUGCGCGGGCAACAUGGCGGCGCCCGGCGAGCGGGGCCGCUUCAGCGGCGGGAGCCUCUUCUCCUUCCUGCCCGGCGGCGCGCGCUCGGAGGUGAUGGACGACCUGGUGACGGACGCGCGCGGCCGGGGCGCGGGGCGGAGAGAUGCGGCCGCCUCGGGCCCGACCCCAGCCCCGGCGCCGGCCUCCGAUCCUCAGGUCUCCGAGGACACCUCCCGGAGGCGGCCCUGCCGGGCCUGCGUGGACUUCAAGACGUGGAUGCGGACGCAGCAGAAGCGGGACAGCAAGUUUAGGGAAGACUGUCCUCAGGAUCGCGAGGAACUGGGCCGGCACAGCUGGGCUGUCCUCCACACCCUGGCUGCCUACUACCCUGAUCUGCCCACCCCAGAACAGCAGCAAGACAUGGCCCAGUUCAUACAUUUAUUUUCCAAGUUUUAUCCGUGUGAGGAGUGUGCUGAAGAUAUAAGGAAGAGGAUAUGCAGGAACCAGCCAGACACACGCACUCGGGCCCGCUUCAGCCAGUGGCUGUGCCGCCUGCACAACGAGGUGAACCGCAAGCUGGGCAAGCCCGACUUCGACUGCUCACAGGUGGACGAGCGCUGGCGCGAUGGCUGGAAGGACGGCUCCUGCGACUAGGCGGUGGCCGGCAGAGCUGUGGGACAGCAGCCCGGGCCUCCGGGCAGCCUGGCCAGAGGGGGACAGGGCACUCAUUAAAGUGCGUCAGAGCCAGA